CGCUACAUUCGAUGGUUUGAUGACAGAGCGGGGGCGAGUCAAGUCAUAUAUAAAGAGGACGCCAGCUCGAAAGUGAUAUAAAGUAAUCUUCAAGUGAAAGUGUUCCUAAAAGACUCCCUCGAUUGUCGCUGAUCAUUCAAAAUGAAAUCAUUCCUGCUCUGUACAAUAGUUUUUACUUCUCUUCUACCAAUAUCUUUUGCACAGAAAUUGUUUGUCAAAUGUUCCAACCAUAGUGAUUGUAGUCCUAAACAGUGCUGCGCUGGAUUAUCGUCCACAAUGAAGGGAACUUGUCUCCAUCAACCACAGCUAAAAGAACCGUGCAAUCCAUAUCUGAAGCCCGGUUCGUUGACAGAGUGUCCUUGUCGACUUGGCAUGGUUUGUCUUCCGCGAAAAGACGGUUACUCCCGAUGCCAGCACAUCUCACCUAACCCAGACGAGAUCGAUGAAAGCAGAAUACAGCCUUGAGACGUGUUCACUAGGAAGCAAAAAUAGAUCAACAAUAAAAUUAAUUAUAUGUAAAUGCAGUAAUUGUGAUGGUGAUUGAUAGUCAUCUUUAUCCAAACUAUUUCUCAGCGAUUCUCUGCUUCUUUUUAAUUUUUACGUCUUUUUUA
Molecule: messenger RNA, 611 nt
Organism: Pocillopora verrucosa
Lineage: Eukaryota; Metazoa; Cnidaria; Anthozoa; Scleractinia; Pocilloporidae
Source: RefSeq, a predicted model, not a curated record